ACUCGCAUCUCCUGCAAGGAUGUUCCUGCCGAGACGCUCUACGACGUGCUGCACGACACCCGCUACCGCAAGAAAUGGGACUCAAACAUGAUCGAGACCUACGACAUUGGGCGCCUGACCGUUAACGCUGACGUGGGAUACUACUCCUGGAAAUGCCCAAGCCCCCUGAAGAACCGGGAUUUCGUCACCCUGCGCUCCUGGCUGCCCCUCGGCAAUGACUACAUGAUCAUCAACUACAGCGUCAAGCACCCGAAAUACCCACCCCGGAAGGAUUUUGUGAGGGCCGUGUCCCUGCAGACAGGUUACCUGAUCAAGGCAAAUGGUGCCAGCGCCUGCGUCCUCUAUUAUCUCACCCAGGUGGACCCCCGCGGGUCGCUGCCAAAGUGGGUGGUGAACCGCGUCUCCCAGUUUGUGGCACCAAAGGCGAUGAAGAAGAUCUACAAGGCUGGGCUGAAGUACCCAGAGUGGAAACGCAAGCACGACCCUGGGUACAAGCCCUGGGUAUACCCGGAGCAGAACACGCUGCCCAGCGUCAGCCUGGCCGAGCUCUCGGUGCAGCACGCCGACUCGCUGGAGAACAUCGACGAGACGGGGCUGCCUGAGGACCACCUGAGCACCAGUGACCACGAGGCCUGA
Molecule: messenger RNA, 636 nt
Organism: Antrostomus carolinensis (chuck-will's-widow)
Lineage: Eukaryota; Metazoa; Chordata; Aves; Caprimulgiformes; Caprimulgidae
Gene: STARD10
Product: StAR related lipid transfer domain containing 10
Exons: 5
Molecular function (GO): lipid binding
Source: RefSeq, a predicted model, not a curated record